Molecule: messenger RNA, 4317 nt
Organism: Psammomys obesus (fat sand rat)
Lineage: Eukaryota; Metazoa; Chordata; Mammalia; Rodentia; Muridae
Gene: Rspo4
Product: R-spondin 4
Exons: 5
Coding region: 137-823 (228 amino acids)
Source: RefSeq, a predicted model, not a curated record
ACCGCGCCCUGGGCGCACGGCGGGUCCCCGGUGGCCGCAGCGACCAGCGACCCGCGGAUGCUCAACGCGUGCCACAAGCCGCCCCCGCACAGCGGCUGCCGGGCCGUCGGGGCACCAGGAGCACCAGGUUGCCCAAAUGCGGGCGCCACUCUGCCUGCUGCUGCUCGUCGCCCACGCAGUGGACAUGCUCGCCCUGUACCGGAGGAAGAAGCAAGCAGGCAUUGGUCUGGGAGGCAACUGCACCGGCUGUGUCAUAUGCUCGGAAGAGAACGGCUGUUCCACCUGCCAGCAGAGGCUCUUCCUGUUCAUCCGCCGGGAAGGUAUCCGUCAGUACGGCAAAUGUGUACACGACUGUCCCCUCGGCUUCUUUGGGAUUCGUGGCCAGGAGGCCAACAGGUGCAAGAAAUGUGGGGCCACAUGCGAGAGCUGUUUCAGCCAGGACUUCUGUAUCCGGUGCAAACGGCGGUUUCACCUCUACAAAGGGAAGUGCCUGCCCACCUGUCCACCAGGCACAUUGAUCCACCAGAGUACCCAAGAGUGCCAGGAGGAGUGUGAGCCGAGCCCUUGGGGCAGCUGGAGUCCCUGCAUACACAAUGGGAAGACCUGUGGCUCGGGCUGGGGCCUAGAGACCCGGCUGCGGGAGGCCGGCCCAGCCACGCAGGAGGAGCUGGCGAGUUGCCAAGUGUUAUCUGAGUCCAGGAGGUGUCCUAUAAAGAGGCCCUGCCCGGGAGAGAGAAAUCCCAGGCGGAAGAGCCGGAAGGAUCGGCGCCAGCGCAAGGACAGGAAGUUGGAGCAAAGACCACCUCAGCCUGGCUCACAAUGACCAUCUCCAGUUCUGGCUCACGCCUUUGACUUGCUGCCCUUCCACUACGGCCUCCUCCCUUCUCCCCUGCCCUGCUAUUUCCCCACACCCUUCACUCUUUCCAUUUGCUACCCUUCCUGUCUCGACAUUAUAUUUUAUCCUUUUCUGUUUUCCUCUCCUCCCUCAGUUCACUUCCUUGUUUCUUCUUCUUUGGACCUUUCCUUCUCUCCGUGUCCCUUUUUCUUCAUUUUUUCCUGUUUUACUUUCUGUUCUUCACUAUCCAACCCCCAUACACCAACAGACAUAAGAGAGAGAGAGAGAGAGAGAGAGAGAGAGAAACUGUGCCUCUGUCCUCCAUGUGGUUCUCUAGACUUCAAAGCAAACUUUAUUUUUCUAGAUUUUUCUAUGACCCUAUCCUGACUCCACCUUUUCAGAGUUACAAUUUAUGAGGAAUAGGUUUGGGUACAACUUGGCAGGCCCUGGAAGCCCUGCUUCUAUCCAGAAAGGCCCUGCAAUCUGAGUUGUGAACCCCUCACCAGGACCACUCCUUCAAGGUCGAUUCUGCAGCACUCAGCCAGUGCCUCUGCCAUGAGGCCACCAGGAAUGGUUCCAGGACCUCCCAAGGCCCAGCCUGCACCCUUUGUCCAGAAUGGUGGUAUAGGAUCCACUAGGGCCUCUUUAGCUAGAAGUGGCCCGAAGCCCACCAGCAAAUCCCCUUACAAGUGCCUGCAACACACCCUGAGUCCCAACCCCACUCCCCAUCCCUGAUCCAUCUCCCUUUUGGAGUGCCAUGACUUUUCCCCAGCUGACCACCCACCCUCCCAAAGCCUUCGGGGACCCGUGUACAGGAUCAGGUGGGACUUUUAGUCCUGUUACUCGGUGGUCCCAAAGGCUAUUGCAGCCAAGUGGAGCUUAGAGAUGGUCCCACCCACUCCAUUCACCCCCUGCUACCCGCUGCCCAUCAUACCCAUAGAGAAACUGACGUCUAAGGGAGUAAUGGGCAAGCAUUCUCUGCCUUCACUCAGCACAGCACAUCUGUGAAGAAGCUUGAGGGUGUUUGGGGAAGCAGUAGAGAAAAUUGAUGGGUCAGCAGUUCAGCUGGCCUCCCACUUAUCCACCUUCUGCAUGGACACUCUGUGGUACCCCUAACUCUAGACAGGAAGGACACUGGGAAGAGCCGUCAGGUAGACAAACCAAUUGGCAAGUCUGUCCUUCGCCUUGGCAUUGGCCUAAAACUGCCAUUGUUGCUGGGAGGAGUCUUUGCAUUAGGGCCCAAGGGUAGCUGGGAAAGGAUACAGGCAAGAGAGAAGCUCCAUGUGAUGUAACCUCAUCCUGUCAGGCAAUGACCUUCACAUCCACCCUACACUUAGCAGGCGGGGAUCCACAGCACUGCUCCUGACCCUGUAGCUGUAUUCCUCCCUGGUCUCCCACUAAGAACAGCCGGAUCCCCUGCUUGCCUGGCCAGGGGCCCAGCUUCCCCUGGACUGUUUUCUUGUGUUGAGACUCCUGGCUACUUUGUAAAGAUAAAGAUAAAAGGAAAGAAACUCGUGAGGAUUUCUUGGGCAUCAGAGAGUGUUAGGAACCACCGUGCCCAGAGUUUCACAGUAGCAGAAUGUAAACUUCCUGGGGCAGCUUCCUCUGGAGUGAUCCGGCUGACAGGGGCCAUGGUUCAUGGGGACUGACUGGGACAGAAUUUCCACCAGAGUGCUUCCCAAGGGUCUCUCAUGCACUCCAUCAUUAAAAUGCUUGCCUUGCAAGUGUAGGACCUGAAUUUGAACCCCAGCACCCACGUGGAAAAAGCCAGGCAUAGUGGCAUGCCCCUGUGUCACAGCACUGGGAAGACAGAGACACAAAAUUCCCUGGGCUUGUUGGCCAGUCAGCCUGGCCCAAGAGGCAAGCUCCAGGCCAGUAAGGAAGUUUGUUUAAAUAAAAAAGAAAAAAAGGUAUUGGCACCUGAGGAAGAACACCUGAGGUUAUCCUCUGGCUACUAUACAGAGAGGGACAGUGUGUGUAUGUGUGUGUGCUAGCACUUGUCUGCACUUCAGCCAGAUGCUGUGUCCCAGACCCCCUCAAACUCCUGGACUAGAUAGAGCCUGAGCUUCUAGCUGUACUCCUUGUGGCCUCUUGGAACCCAGGAGCCACUGGAAAGAGCACAGGCUCACUGAGUCCUGGGAGUAACCUGAGCUCCUGGUGACCUGGUGUAAGUCCAGCCUGUGAGCUGUCAGCUGUGAGUCUGGGCCAAGCCACGUGCCCUUUCUGGGCUUCCAUUACUCCUUUUGAUGAAUGAAGAGGAGGCAAGGCUGGGCUCAGUUCAUUGUCCGCAUCUGACCGUCCAGCCACGUCCUGGGCUUUAAGGGUUUUGUUUUUUUCAAAGCUUCAGACUUCAGAGUGCUACACAGACCUAAACAUCAUGAACAAGCUGAGAAACAAGUGAGACAGGAGAAGGUAUUUAGGAUGAGUCUAGGGGAAGGGUGCCCAGAAGCCCAGGAUCUGGAUUGAUGGUCAUGGCUCCAGCUCUGACCACACAGCUCAAAGGUCUGAGUCUGGGACAGAUGGGGAAUACAGACAUGUUCUGUCUAGAGUUUUCUGCUAAGAUUCAAGCCCUUGGACAGUGGAGGCUCUAAAUUCCAUAGAGGCUCAUAAAUUCCAUACAGGAUGAGACUGGAAGGUCUCAGGCCUGCAAUUAUCUCCCUAUGUUCUUCCCCUCUGAGGUGGGGAACCUGAUACUCUGUUGAACCUGAUACUCUGUUGAAGGCUCUGGAUAUUUUUAAAUAGUUUAUAGAUUUCCCCUGGAGCCUCCACUAUAACCUGGCGCUGCAUGUACCCUCCUCCUUUUGACUAUGCUUUUGUGGUCCAUCUCUCCCACCUUCCUGGUAAGGGAAGCUCCUUGCCAUCAGCUGCAUCACCUGGACGCCUCUUGCAAGCAGAGCUGGAAAACUGCUCUACAGCUGGAUGGACACAUGGAGAUGGCCAGUGAGGCUGUGUGGCCCCUCGGUGAUGUUCUAGUGGCAGAGAGUGACACUUUGCUCCUCCUACCCCAUUCCUACUGGCCUGGACCAGGUCUUCUGAUUUGUCCUACUCUCUUCUAGACCCUACUCCACCAGACCCUUCAGCUUGGGCUGCCUGUUAUUCCCACACACAGCCACUAGAGGGUAUCACUCCACCAGGAACUGCCAGCCUGGCCAUUGCCCACUCCCUUGAACUUGGGGGCAUAUUGCUGUCCUGGGGACCAGGGAGAGGCUGCCUCCCACCUCAACUGAACAGUGACUUCAGUGGAAUGGCCUUCACCACAGCACACAGUGUCAAGACUCCAGAGCCAAGCCCCAAGCCAUUCCAAGCCCAGAACAGAAAGCUGACUUAGAAGACAGUCCAACAUUCCAGGAGAGCCACCAGGACCCGCCUGCAGACACCAACCCCCAGCGACAGCAGACAUCCCAGAUCGUUUUAAGUCAAAUCCGCCCAUGCUGUGGGACCCUUCUGACUUGGAAAUGUGCGUCCUAACAAUAAAAGCAAUA